Messenger RNA from Culex pipiens pallens (northern house mosquito), 3493 nucleotides. RefSeq names its product juvenile hormone esterase-like. Bases 1390 to 3102 code for a protein of 570 amino acids. Gene Ontology annotation, molecular function: hydrolase activity. The record is from RefSeq and is a predicted model, not a curated record. NCBI's taxonomy places the organism in Eukaryota, Metazoa, Arthropoda, Insecta, Diptera, Culicidae. The transcript has 9 exons.
UUGCUAAGAUGAGGAUUGUGUUGAGUGGAUCGGCGGAUCUCCGUUGUCAGCGGUCAUCAUCUGGUAGCGGUAACUGUUGUGUCCCGGGUUGGCGUUCAGUUCCAGAACCGGUGAAGGAAAUCUGUGAGUCGCGGGAAUAUCCCGCUGAUAAUCAGGUCAUGCAACAUGUCCGGUGUGUGCUGGUGUACUUAUUAGUGCUGCUUGUAGGUGUACUCGAUGUCCGGCAGACACUAUCCGUUGAAGACCGAUGAGUUGACCUCGGCCGGGCAGGAACGCUUCUUGAUGCGAUAAAUAAUUCCCGAGUGCACGCUACGGUCCAGAACGACACCAUCAUCAGUCGAGAAUGCUGGAUUAUCAUCCGCAGCUGGAAACUGGACACGUUUCAGACAUCAGGAACUUGUCCUCGUCAAAGCCAUGCGUGCCAAGCUGCGAGGUAAAAGCUGUGCAAGCCGGCACCGUUCCCGUACACGGAGAAGGAAGACUCGGUUCUGCAGACUUUCAAGGACAUCGUGUUCAGACCACCACCAAUUAGUAAAAUCAAAAUACCAAGAUCGUUGCCCUCGAUGGACUAAUUGAUACUGGCGGCAAGUUAGCCGAAUUAUGAGCUGAUGAAAAACUCUUCCCAGCGUUGUGGACUCCGCUUUACUAAAUCAACUCGUUCGUGUACGACCUGCGUAAGCUUAGCAAGCGGACAUGUUUCUGAUGUCUGAAACGUAUCCACUUUUUAGCUGCGGAUGAAAAUAUAGCAUUCUCGACUCAUUAAGGUACGACACUGGACCGCAGCGUGCACUUAGACAUCAUUUAGCGGCAAUGUUGACCGUGGAGGAUCGCAUCAAGAAGUGUUCCAGCCCGGCCGAGGUCAACUCACCGGUCUUCAUCGGGCAGUAUCUGCCGAACAUUGAGUACAUCUACAAGCAACAUUUUCUAAAAAUACAUCAUCACACACCGGUACUGCUCGUUUACGACUGAUUGUGAGCCCAGAGGACCGACAACGAAAAAAUGCCGUCAGUGGUGGUUGGUUCAGGCCUGAGUUCAGGGACAAAGCACGCUCAUACGAUGAACUGGCUUCCUAUUUCGACCCGUGACAGUGUUCUCCAAAUACGACAGAAUCGCAAAGAUUGUCAACAGACUUAAAUUUCCAGGAUGCUGUCAAAAUGCCACAAGCCUAUUGCCGGCAGUGCCUUCUGCUUGAAUAGUUCCGGCCACCUGUGCCGGUUGAAGCGAAGUCAACUGACGGCAUGAUUGUCACGUGAAUCUUGACAGGUUUAACUAUGGUCGAAUGAUGACGUUUCAAAUUAUAUAGAAACCGUCGCAUGGAAGACUUUCGCCGGAAUCGCACGCGAGUCGGACUCGCUCAACUCGCUGGUGAAAUUCAUCCCCCGGACAACGAUGGGUUUCGUGCGGGAAGUGGUCAACACGUUCCGGCAAAAGGACACCCGCGCCAUCGUCCUAACCCGGUUGGGUGCCCUCGAGGGUCGGAUCCAGAAGGUAAAGGGCGGAGCCCGGGGUGAGUUUUUCGCCUUCAAGGGUAUCCGCUACGGACAGGCCCCGGUUGGGGCGUUGCGUUUUAAAGCGCCCGUGGCGGAGCUGCCCUGGAAGGGCAUCAAGGGUGCCCUGAGGGAGGCGUCCGUGUGUCCCCACCGGAGUAUGCUGCUGGACAACUUCAAGGGCAGCGAGGACUGUCUGUUUCUGAACGUGUACACGCCGGACUUGCCCAUCGGAGACUACAACCCCAACUUCCCAGUCAUGGUCUGGGUCCACGGCGGCGCUUUCUCGUUCGGCUCCGGCAACGCUUUCCUGUACGGUCCGGACUACCUCGUCCCGGAGGGCGUGGUGCUGGUCACCUUCAACUACCGGUUGGGUCCGCUCGGGUUCCUGAGCGUCGGUCGUGACGCUCCUGGAAACGCCGGCCUCAAGGAUCAGGUGCUGGCCCUCAAGUGGGUCCGGGAUAACAUUGCGGCGUUCGGGGGUAAUCCGAAGGAGGUCACCAUUUUCGGGCAAUCGGCGGGGGCCGUUUCGGUGCACAUGCUGAUGAUGUCCCCGCUGGCGAAGGGUCUGUUCCACAAGGCGAUCGCCCAGAGUGGUUCCGCGCUGAAUCCGUGGGCGAUGGCUACAAAUCCGAAGGAGAGGGCGUUCCGGCUGGGGGCGCUGAUGGGUUGUUAUACGAACGAUACGGAGGAGUUGCUGUAUUAUCUGAGGAGGGCAAGCCCGCAGAAGAUCGUUGAUCUGGCUUCGCGUACGAUCACGCAGGAGGACGUUAAGCGAAGUAUAGGGUUGCCGUUUGUGCCAUCGGUGGAGAACUGGACCGGCGAGGACGCUUCCGAUGAGGCUCCGUUGAUUUCGGAAGAUCCGUUGACGAUAAUGAAGAGUGGAAAGUACAACAAUGUUCCGCUGAUUGUGGGCUUCAACUCGCACGAAGCUAUGCUGUUCUUGAGACGAGUCCACAAGGAUCCAAACCUGCUGCAAAACAUCGACGGUGACUUCCAGCGGUUGAUCCCAGUUGAUCUGGAAGUGAAACGUGAUUCUGAAGAGGGAGCUCAGUUAGCGCGUUCAAUGCGCAAGUUCUACAUGAACGAUGAGCACAUUACCAACUCGACUGUUCAGAACCUGAUGGACCUAAUGUCGGACGUGAUGUUCGAGCACGGGAUCGCAGACAUGGCCCGGCUGCACGCGGCCCACAACGGGCACGACUCGACCUGGCUGUACCGGUUCGCGUACGACGGUGCCCUCGGCAUCUACAAGCGGAUACUGGGCAUCGAGUGGCCGGGGUCAUGCCACGGCGACGAGCUGGGCUACCUGUUUCACUUUGGCGUGCUCAACAUCCGGCUGGACAACUCGUCGCUGGAGCUGCAAACCAUGACCAAGAUGACGCGGAUGUGGACCAACUUUGCCAAGUACAGCAACCCCACGCCGUACGGCGCGAACGACGCCGUGGUCGGCCUGCGCUGGCCCUGCCUGAUUCCGAACUCGAUGACGGACCUGCCGUACCUGGACGUGACGAACAGUAUGACGGCACGGCACAACCCGGACGCGGAACGGCUUCGCUUCUGGGAUCGCACCUACGAGAAGUACAACGGCCCCAUCCUGGAGGGGCGCAGCUAGACGCGGAUUCCGAGAGUGUUUUUAAAUUAGCGUUAAAAAAAAGAAGAAGAAAAUAGCUAUUAUUUCCGCAAAACAAAACAAGAUGGAACUAUUUUUCCAGUGCUGCUAUAUUAGAAAACAGAAUCAUGUAUUUUUAAACAUUCCCUUUCUCGCGGUAGAUAAAAGUAUGAGUGAGAUUGAGUGAGUCCGAUGCCAGUUUUUUUAAGUGAGAGAUUUUUGCGGAAACCUUUCUUGUAUUUGAAAAUUCUAGUUCCCUAGUUGUGUAAGCCUUUAGAAAACUAGUGAAUUCGUUGCGUUUUUUUCGGAUAGUUUUAGGUGAACCAGAUUAUUGACUGACUGACGAAAAUGUGUUUUAAAAGAAGAUGAAAUAAACGAUACCUGUUCUUUAAAA